CAACAGACUUGAUCUUUAUUGGCAAGAAGGUAUUUAACAUAAGUUUCCUCUGUUUCCUUAUUCUGUUUCAGAACUUGAAAUAUAGGUUUGAAUGUGCAUAGCAAGUUUCAUUUAAAAAAGCAACUACAUUACAUUUCUAUCUUUCUCAACCUGGCACACAUGGUUCUCUCCCCAUUCUCUCCUCAAAACAACCAUGUAAUGUAGGUUAGGCAGAGUGAAGAUGAAUAGCAAAAGUUGAGCUUCGUAGCUGAGUGAUUUGAACCCAGGUCUCCCAGGCCCAAGUCUAACCACAACACUAAAGAAAGAUGUUGCAUUACAAACAAAUAUUGCUGAACAAUUAAAUCAAGGCUUGACAUUUCUUACCCAACAUACUAUAAACAUAGUAUAAUCAGCUUUAAUAUUGAUUUGCACAGCAAAUUUUUAGUUUCUUCUUAUCUAUAUAUGUGAGGAACAAUUUUGCCAAUAGUUGUUCAUUAUGCCAUUUGGAGUUGUGCAUGUCAUAUUGAAGAGAUGCAAAAUUAAAGGCAUUUGUACAUAACAGUUUUUACCAGGAAAUAGACAGCAAAACAACCUUUGGUGAAGUUCAGUUACAUAUUAUUUCUAGUGUCAAACUUUCAUUAUUCUGGGGGCUAUAAAUUUGGCAGUGAGCAAAUUAAGCAUUUGCUCCCUCCUAAAUGGUCCAACCAGGCUGUAUGCUCAUUGGCUUUCAGAUUUCAUGGAAUUUUUAAAGUGUCAGUUGGGGAUGUGGAAAUGGUAAGAGAAAACUGGUUUGCUUGAGUUCCUAACAUGUCCCUAAGCAGCUGAAUGACAGGCUUGCUGAAUGGAGGCUUUGACAAUUCUUAGAUUAAUCCCUACUGCCAAGCCAGUCUUUUGUGGUUUGGGGUAUUUUUCAAAGAGACAGACAGAUGCCAACAACAACUAGUGAACCUGAACGGCACUUGACUUCUUAGUAUGUGCCAAUACAGUUUCCAGACUGGUUUAUGAUAUUGUUACAUGGCUGUGCAUUUUAUCAAUGACCAAUAAUUGAAUUUAUAACAAGGUAUUGGUGAAAGUGCAGAACCUGACAAAUGUUCCAGGUGUGUGUUUUCAGUGGCUUGCUAUUUUCUGGUAGGUAACUCGUGGAAGUAAUGAUGAGAAACUGUUGUCAUCUCUUGAGAACCUUCCCAGUAUGUUCUACUGCAUUCAGCGGUUCACCUCUCUUUUUCUUAGUUGUCUGUAACAGGAACAGAAUCUCAAAAACCUUGUGUCAAUCCAGACAAUACUGGAAUAGAAGUUUGUGGUAAUACCCAUUUAUUGAGUUCACCAAUAACAUAGGAUUCAGGCUCCUUAGUUAUGUAGGUUUGCAGUUUGGGGUACUUCUGCAUCCAUUAUUGUACACAGACUUUCCGGAAGUGGUGUAGGUUACGAGCUGAUAAGACUGAAUCUAUAGUAAGGAUCAAAGGCAGAACAAUAAUUAUUCAAGCCUCUUUAACCUCUCUAGACUUCAUGAUUGAUUACUUACCCCUGAAGGCUGUACAAAGGUUGCAGUCACACAUCCCCCCCCCCCGCCCCAGUAAUUGCUUGAGAAUAGUUCUACAGACAAAGUAUCUUUCUCUAGUCCACUUUAAAGUCCCUGCAGAGUAACUUCCAGAAGGAAAGAAUCCAAAAGCUGCAGGUAGUGUGGUCAUACCUUGACCAGCCAUACCUUGGUUAGGGCAAGUCAAAAUGUCACAAAGCCAUAUUUCAAGUUCUUCAUAACUUUUCAUCAGGUUAGCUGUUGAGCAAACUGGAUAGGGGAGGGGUGUUUGAAGACGCUGGACAUGUAUAACAAGCUUAAGACACAAACUUUUCCUGCACUUCAACUUUGUGAUAUUUUGUGUUGUUCUAAUAAAGCAUUACAGUGCUGUGACUUUUGGGUGGUUUUGUACAGUUUUUGUUUGCUUCACGGGAUUUUGAAACUAUGAAAAUGAUCUGACAAAGGGAAUUAACAUUUUUGAGGAGUGAGGGGUGAGGAGGGGAUGAUAGACCAUUGAACCUUCUGUGGGGUCUAUACAGUGGAGUGCACCUCCAGGGGUAAAGUCAAACCGCUGUGUCAGCAGCAUGGACCGUGUGUGUUACAUUUAUAUCCCACCUUUUUCUCCAAGGAGUCCACGGUUCACCCCACUCCUCAGCUAAUCCCUACAACAACCCUGUGAGGUAGGUGAAGAGGUUUGACUCAAAGGUCACCCAGUGAGCUUCAAGACUUGAGUGAGGAUUUGAACCCAGACCUCCCCAGGGAUGCUGGUGAUUCGUGUGUGUGGCAUCAGCCAGGCCCCCCCAGAGGCAGGACUCCUCUCUCCACAGAACAGACGUUGCUGCUGCCGUCAUGAGUGGGAAGUCGCUGCUGCUGAAGGUCAUCCUCCUGGGCGAUGGGGGUGUUGGGAAGAGCUCUCUCAUGAACCGCUACGUCACCAACAAGUUUGACUCGCAGGCUUUCCACACCAUCGGCGUGGAGUUCCUCAACCGGGACCUGGAGGUGGACGGGCACUUGGUGACCCUCCAGAUUUGGGACACAGCCGGGCAGGAGCGCUUCAAGAGCCUGCGGACCCCCUUCUACCGGGGGGCCGACUGCUGCCUGCUGACCUUCAGCGUGGACGACCAGCGGAGCUUUGACAACCUGGGCCACUGGCAGAAGGAGUUCCUCUGCUACGCCAACGUGAAGGACCCCGAGCGCUUCCCCUUUGUGGUGCUGGGCAACAAGGUGGACAAGCUGGAGAGGCAGGUGAUGCCCGAAGACGCCCGGGCCUGGUGCACGGAGCACGGCAACUACCCCUACCUGGAGACAAGCGCCAAGGACGACACCAAUGUGGCCGUGGCCUUUGAGGAAGGUGUGCGGCGGGUGUUGGCCGUGGAGGAACAGCUGGAGCGCUGUGUGCUGGGCAGUUCCAUCAACUUGCAUGCCAGCAGCAAGGCAGGCUCUUCCUGUUGCUGAACAGCCAAGGGGGUGGGUGGGAAGGGCACGUCCUGGAACGG
Messenger RNA from Podarcis raffonei (Aeolian wall lizard), 2991 nucleotides. Its product is annotated as ras-related protein Rab-9B-like. Gene Ontology annotation, cellular component: phagocytic vesicle; late endosome; lysosome. Gene Ontology annotation, molecular function: GTPase activity; GTP binding. The transcript is spliced from 3 exons. The record is from RefSeq and is a predicted model, not a curated record. Gene Ontology annotation, biological process: retrograde transport, endosome to Golgi. NCBI's taxonomy places the organism in Eukaryota, Metazoa, Chordata, Lepidosauria, Squamata, Lacertidae. Bases 2345 to 2950 code for a protein of 201 amino acids.